AUGACUGACGUUCCUCUUCCUGAAUGCCUUCCAAAGCCAGAAGAACCGAAAGCUGCAGAACCACAACAGUCUCCUCAGCAACCUCAGUUCCAGCAAGUCCCUCCACCAAAUUACUACCAAUUUCCAUCUCAAGGUUACUACCAAUUUCCACCUCAAGGUUACUACCCACCACAAGGCUUCCCGAACUACCCUCCUCAGCCUAUGCCUUACUUCCCCAACCCUUGGAUGUUCCAGCAAGCUCCACCCCAGCAAUUCCAAUCUCAAUCCAAAUCGAAGAGAGACCAAGAGUUCGAAGAAGGUCUGAACCGUUUACGCAAAGAGUAUGCCACAGCCCCUAUGGAAGAAGACAGGCUCUCACUCUCUUCCCUCAAAUCGACCGAUUCGACUCGUACCACAGAUUCGGUUCGUGACCGUGAAGACUACCUCAAGCAGUCUGAGAGACUCUUCAUCCUACAACCAUUUACAGUUGGAGCUCUCAAGAACAUGCGCAAUUACGAAGGUCAGACACCAGCUGGAGACCGCAAAACAGACGUACUCGCAAGAGCCGUCCAGCUCGUCAAAACAAAGACUGAGAUAGUCGACUUCAUUCUUGCAGCUUGCCCAUACAAGUAA
Trichomonas vaginalis G3 is the source of this 612-nucleotide messenger RNA. RefSeq lists its product as uncharacterized. The coding region runs from base 1 to 612 and encodes 203 amino acids. Lineage: Eukaryota; Parabasalia; Trichomonadida; Trichomonadidae. The record is from RefSeq and is a predicted model, not a curated record. The transcript has a single exon.